Messenger RNA from Balaenoptera acutorostrata (minke whale), 1727 nucleotides. RefSeq names its product ess-2 splicing factor homolog (gene ESS2). The coding region runs from base 32 to 1468 and encodes 478 amino acids. Gene Ontology annotation, cellular component: catalytic step 2 spliceosome. NCBI's taxonomy places the organism in Eukaryota, Metazoa, Chordata, Mammalia, Artiodactyla, Balaenopteridae. The record is from RefSeq and is a predicted model, not a curated record. The transcript is spliced from 10 exons.
CCUGCGCCGCUGGGGCGGUACUGGGAUAGCGAUGGAAACGCCCGGCACUACGGUCCGGGCCGUACUGGUGUCCGCGGCGUCCGGGCCCCGGAGGAAGCGCGCCGCCGGAGAGGCCGGGGCUCCGACGAGCAGGCAGCGGGUCCUGGACGAGGAGGAGUACAUCGAGGGCCUCCAGACGGUCAUCCAGAGGGACUUCUUUCCUGAUGUGGAGAAGCUGCAGGCACAGAAGGAGUACCUGGAGGCCGAGGAGAAUGGAGACCUGGAACGGAUGCGCCAGAUCGCCAUCAAGUUUGGCUCUGCCCUGGGCAAGAUGUCCCGAGAGCCCCCUCCGCCCUAUGUGACUCCAGCCACAUUUGAAACCCCUGAGGUGCACACGGGCACCGGGGUGGUGGGCAGUAAGGCCCGGGGCCGGGGCCACAGCCUGGAGGACGGCGAUGGAGAGGCCACAGAGGAGGAGGAAAGGGAACCCCUGCCCAGCCUGGACGUCUUCCUGAGCCGGUACACGAGCGAGGACAACGCCUCCUUCCAGGAGAUCAUGGAGGUGGCCAAGGAGAAGAGCCGGGCGCGCCACUCAUGGCUCUACCAGGCCGAGGAGGAGUUUGAGAAGAGGCAGAAGGAUAAUCUCGCACUCCCGUCGGCAGAGUGCCAAGCCGUGGAGAGUGGCCAGGCUGGUGUGGAGACCUGGAAGUACAAGGCCAAGAACUCCCUCAUGUACUACCCAGAGGGCGUCCCCGACGAAGAGCAGCUCUUCAAGAAGCCACGGCAGGUGGUGCAUAAGAACACCCGCUUCCUCAGGGACCCCUUUAGUCAGGCCCUCAGCAGGUCCCAGCUGCAGCAGGCCGCUGCCCUCAACGCCCAGCACAAACAGGGCAAGGUGGGCCCGGAUGGCAAGGAGCUUAUCCCCCAGGAGUCCCCUCGCGUGGGCGGAUUUGGAUUCAUUGCCACGCCUUCUCCUGCCCCUGGUGUGAACGAGUCCCCACUGAUGACCUGGGGGGAGGUCGAGAACACGCCCUUGAGAGUCGAAGGAUCUGAAACGCCCUACGUGGAUAGGACGCCAGGGCCAGCCUUCAAGAUCCUGGAGCCGGGCCGCAGGGAGCGGCUGGGGCUGAAGAUGGCCAACGAGGCUGCCGCCAAGAACCGGGCCAAGAAGCAGGAGGCCUUGCGGAGGGCGACAGAGAACCUAGCCAGCCUCACCCCCAAAGGCCUGAGCCCAGCCAUGUCUCCAGCCCUGCAACGCCUCGUGAGCAGGACAGCCAGCAAGUACACGGACCGGGCCCUGCGUGCCAGCUACACACCAUCCCCAGCACGCUCUACCCACCUCAAGACCCCAGCCGGCGGGCCCCAGACCCCGACGAGCACACCGGCUCCUGCCUCUGCCACACGCACCCCCCUCAGCCAGGAUCCGGCCUGCAUCACGGACAACUUGCUGCAGCUCCCCGCCCGGCGCAAAGCCUCGGACUUCUUCUAGUCUGUCCUGGGCUGGGCCCGCGGGAGCUUCGUGGAGCCCUCAGGGCAGCUCUCUGCCCAGCAGAGGACUCUGGCUUUCUGGGGACCCAGGCCUGAGCCCGAAGCAGCGAGCAUCCCAGGAGACCCAGAAGACAGGUGCUGGGCUGGCACAGGACCUGCCCCGCGGCCUUGGGGAGCAUCCCAGGGCCUUGCUGACAUGCUUUUCUGUCGAACCCCAACCUGUUCCUAUUUAAUCCUCAUUAAAGAACAUCUACAGCUCA